This is a messenger RNA of Arctia plantaginis, 3312 nucleotides long. NCBI's taxonomy places the organism in Eukaryota, Metazoa, Arthropoda, Insecta, Lepidoptera, Erebidae. The record is from the annotation of a GenBank genome assembly.
AUGUACGCUCCAGAUCAGAGAAGAAAGGACGGUAGAGAUGUUAUAUACCGUAGUAAUUCAAGCCUUGACUUGAUAUAUGUUGAACAUCCUUCGGGUAAUGGCUUACGACGUGAGUACGGUAGUCAUGGUUCAAUCGACGUAAUCGGAGGAGUUAACGAGCGGCUACCCGCGAUGGUUCAUAGCUACAGUGGUGUGUCAACACCAGACAAACCAACAGGUCUCAAUCGUGCUGUCGAAAGAAUUACCGAAGGACUCAACACCGACCAUGCCGAUGGUCCACCACCUAGAUCAAGUGCUAGUCCAAAACCACGACUUAAAUUAAACAAGCUCUGGGGUGGUGCAGCACCCGCCUUGCCUCGACAAACCUUAGACGAUGGCAGUCUUUCGACAUUAUCUGAUGCUAAUAAAAGAAAGCAGUUUGCUCAUUAUGACUGUCAAUCACUCAUGGCCAAUCUGAGCUAUGCUGCUGAAGUUCGUGGUGCACUGCUUAGCAGAAGACGCAACACCACUACUGGUGCAUCUGCAGCAUCAUUACUUGCUACUCGUGGAGCGCCUCCAGGAGAUGAUGCAGUACCUGAUACUGGUGAUGGAAGAUCCAAUGAAUUACUAGAGAGCUGUCCAUUCUUCCGAAAUGAAUUGGGAGGUGAGGAAGAACGGUGCGUUUCAUUAUGUUGGAGAACUGCCCGUGGGGCUAUUGCUGGCCAGUCGGGGUGUUGGCAUCGACCUCGUGCCGCAUAUGGAAUCUCCGUGUUGGAAUUUCCUCCUGCCACACAAUCACACUCUGGUAACACGCAUUGGAGACACGGGUGUCCAUUUGCGAGAUCUGUUGCGCCACUACCUAUAGAAAGUCAAGAUCUUGGUGCUUUAUACUACAGGAACUAUUUUUAUAAUCAACCUCAUCAAAAUUGGUUUGGGAUGGAUGAAAAUCUUGGACCUGUAGCAAUUUCUAUCAAAAAGGAACGGGUGGAGCUUCGUAGAGGUGGCGGCGACGUAUCCGCACCGACGUCACAGCUCGUUUGGCAAUACCGACUGAUAUUGCGCACUGCUGAACUACUUACAAUUCGUGGUUCGGUGCUCGAAGACGCACUGCCAGCAGCUAAGCCGAGUAACAACAGCGCCACCUACAACACUAAGGAAGUUUUAGAAUAUGUGGCUUCUGAAUUACAACUUGGCUGUUUACGACUCGGUGUGGGCAAUGGUGGGGCUGAAGAACAACUUUUACGCUUAGACGAACAAUGUGUUACCAGACAUUAUAAAGUAGGAGUUAUGUACUGUAAAAGUGGUCAGUCAACAGAGGAAGAAAUGUACAAUAAUCAGGAAGCUGGGCCUGCAUUUGUAGAAUUCUUACAAAUGCUGGGCCAGACAGUAAGAUUAAAGGAUUUUGAUAAAUAUAAGGCUGGUCUGGACAACAGAACUGAUUCAACUGGUCUCUAUUCUGUUUUUACAACAUACCAAGGCUGCGAUAUUAUGUUUCAUGUAUCAACUAUGCUUCCAUAUACGCCAAAUAAUAGACAACAAUUAUUGAGGAAACGACAUAUAGGCAACGAUAUUGUAACCAUUGUCUUCCAAGAACCGGGUGCAGCUCCGUUCACUCCGCGCAACAUUCGUUCGCAGUUCCAACAUGUUUUUGUUGUAGUUAGAGCUAUCGAUCCUUGCACAGAGAAUACCCACUAUAGUAUAGCUGUAAGUCGUGCUAAAGAAGUGCCUUUAUUUGGACCUCCCAUUAAGGAGGGUGCCAUUUAUCCUAAAGGAGAAGCAUUCACUGAUCUACUAUUAAGUAAAGUAAUAAAUGGCGAAAAUGCUGCAAUUCAAUCACCAAAGUUUAGUACAAUGGCAACGCGUACGCGUCAAGAGUACCUGAAAGAUUUAGCUAAGAAUUAUGUUACUGCUACGACUGUAGAAUCCGGACAGAAAUUUUCGAUAUUCUCGCAUCUGCUUAUGAAGAGUGGCAACAAUUCAGCUAAUAACACAUUGAUACCGCGUAUUGACAAUUGCACUAAUGACGUAUUAGUUGGGGGCGCAUUGUGCUUUCAUGUUCAAGUACAGGAUGAAGGCGCGGGUGGUUUGCUGAUAGACUGCAUUAUAGGCAUAUCUGCAGACACCGUCGUGUUUAUCGAAGACAACACCCGUCAAAUUAUUCUGGUUCUACCUACAAAUUCUUUAUUAGGGUGGGUGGUGAGCGGCGGCUGGACGCGCGUGUACUACCACCGCGGCGAGAGCGUGCGCGUGCGCGGCGGGGGCGACGCGCUGCAGCGCCGCCUCGCCGCCGUGGCGCCGCACCACGCGCACGCGCUGCACGAGAUCACGCUGGAGCGGGGCGCCGCGCACCAACUCGGUUUCCACGUGCAGCCGGACGGGCUGGUGACGCAGGUGGAGUCGGGCGGGUGCGCGUGGCGCGCGGGGGUGAAGGCGGGCGCGCGACUGCUCGAGGUGUGCCGCGCCGCCGUCGUGGCGCUGUGCCACGAUCAGCUCGUCGACCUACUCAAAACCUCCGACCCCGUCACGGUGACCGUGACGUUCGCGGUAAGCCCGAAGUGCCCUUGCGACAGCACGCCGGACGAAUGGGCGCCCUUAGCUCGUGCUGACGCUCAGCAGCCGGGGCGCCCUCGACGCGCCUAUGAGCGAGGACACUCGCCGCCACGAUCGGACAGCUCGGGAUAUGGCGGGUCAUCCCGCAGCGAGCGGCGGUCGCCGGACGCGCUGCGGCGGCGCUCGCACGACGACGCCGCGUCGCCGCGCCACGCACGACACAAGCGCAUCUCCGCCAACACCUCCUCGCUCACGGAGGACUUGAUUCGUAUGAUGGACGCUGAGAUGGGGGAGGGCGUGCGAAAUUCGAGUAGUACGGGCGGAGCGGCUCCCCUGCCUCUACCGGACGCAGCUGCACUUGACUGGGCAGCGCUUGUGCAUACGGCCACCAGGGCUAUGUUGCAGAUUUGCGAGGAGCAUCCAUAUCCAUCUAUGGAAAACUCGGAUCCAUCUUUAGAAACUCUGCCAAACGAACCCUCUACGGAGUCCUGGAAUGACGUUUCCGUGACAAAGGAAGUGAGCGGCAACACACCUCAGGCGGGCGGCGCGGAGAGCUGCGGGGCGGCGGGGGGCGGCGCGUGCGCGUGCGCGUGCGGGCUGGCCGCCAAGGUCGCCGCGCUCGAGGCCGACGCCGCCACCGAGCAGCGCCAGCGACAUCAGCUCGAGGAGGAGGUGCGGCGCCUGCGGCGUCACAACGCGCGCCUGCGCGAGGAGUCGGCGCGCGCCGUGUGGCAGCUGCGCCACUUCACGCAGUGGCUCAAGAGAACCGUCGACCGACAGUGA